GUCAUUUCCAGACCCAAUGUCCUACUGAAGCCCCGGCUGCCACCAGUGGGGCAGCACCCCUGUUUCUCCCCACAGACGGAUGGGUUCUGCUGGUUUUUGUGCAGCCCGGGGUGCAGGGCGCAGCUCACGGCCCAUGCUGGGCUCCGGGUGCACUGUGCUCUGCUCGGCCCAGCCCCUCGCUGCUUCAGCCCCAGCUCAGCUCUGCUGCAUCCAUCGCAGGAGCGGUGGUUUUACCCCCACAAAAACAUGCACACCUCCACCCGUGUGCACACACGGCCACGUGGAGCCAGGGACACACACGCACACACAACCACGGCUGCACGUAGACAUCCGUGCACACAUAAAGGGGCGUGCAGGCGUGCACGGGCACAGCAACACACGCAGAUGCACGCACAGUCACAUGCAAACAGGUCACAGGAUGUCCCCAGAUGGAAAGGACCCAUGAGGAUGGCUGAGCCCGACCCCUGGCUGCACACGGGACGUGCACAAAGUCAGCAAAACACGUGCAUGACAACACACACACAUGCACGCACAUUUGCACACGUAUACAUACAAACAUCCAUGUGCACACACGCACAUAAGCAAUACAAACCUGCAGCACGAGUGCACAUGCAUGCACCAAUGCAAAGGCACGCACACGCAUGCAUGCAUGCAAUACACUCAUGUGCACCGAUUCACAUGCACACAGACAAACAACACAAAACACGCAGUACAACAUGCAUGCACACGCAUGUCCGUGCCAUUACAAGGGCACACAGGCGUGGGCACACAGGCGUGCACACACAUGCAAACACACAUGCACACACGCCAGAACGGACACACGGACAUCCCAAUGCCCACAGGCACGGCCACAUAAAUGCACACGCGUGCACGUGCAGACAGAGGCACACGUGUGCACUUACACACAUGCACACCCAUGGACGCACGCACACCUGCACCGACAUCCACCCUUACGCCAACCCGGACAUCCGGGCAUCCCCGUGACCACACAGGGCCACUCAGAGGCACACACGGGUGCGUGUGCACGCACGCACCAGCACACGGGCUCGCACAGCGACGCGUGCAUGUGCCACGGGCCGUGCACACGCGUGUGAGCGCAUCGAGGAGCCGGCAGCGCGGAGCUGAGCCCGGCUCCGUCCCUUCGCCCCCCCCGCGGGGUUCGACGGAGCCCUCCGGAGCUCCCCCCAGCCGCGGCCCGCCCCGGCAGAGCCCCCCCAGGGCCCCGCAGCCCUCCGCGUCCCCACGCCGCGGCCCGGAGCUCGGCAGCGCCGCGGGGCCGCCCCCGUCCUCCUUCCGGCCCCGCCAUGGCGCGGGCGCUGCAGGCGCUGGGCGAGCAGCUGCAGGCCGAGGCCACCUGCCCGCUGUGCCUGGAGCUCUUCUCUCAGCCCGUGCUCACCGCCUGCGGCCACAGCCUCUGCUCGCCCUGCGCCCAGGUCCUGCUGGGUUCCCCGCCUCGCCCCGCCGCCUGCCCGCAAUGCCGCGCCACCGUGGAGCCCGACUCGCUGCGGCCUAACUUCCCGCUGGGCGCCGUGGCGGAGCUGGCGGCCGCCCUGGAGGAGGCCGUGGGGGAUGAAGCGAAGCGGCCGCGCUGCUCCGAGCACGGCGAGGCCUUGGAGCUCUUCUGCCAGCGCUGCCUUCAGAUGCUGUGCCCGCAGUGCCGGGAGGAGGGCCCGCACUGCGGGCACCGCACCAGGCCGGCCGAGGAGGCUGCGAGGGCACUGAGGGGAGUACUCCAGAGCGAAACGACAUCUCUAGAGAAAGAGAAGGAAGAGUUGAAUCUUGAAGGAGAAACCAGAAGUAAUGUGCUGAUGGGGACGGUGGCCUCGGAGCAGCAGAGGCUGCGUGCCGCCUUCGAGCAGCUGCAGCAGUUCCUGCGGGAGCAGGAGGGCACUCUGCUGGCCCAGCUCGAUGGGGCACACGCGAAGCUCGCCGAGGAGCACCAGGAGUACAUCUGCCAGGUUUCAGAGAGGAGAAUGCUGCUGGAGGCGCUGGUUGCUGAGACCCAGAAGAAACAUGACCAGCCGGCGGUUCAAUUCCUGAUGGAUAUUGCUGAUAUUCUGGACAGGUGCAGCGCGGCACGAGUCCCCAUCCCGGAGCCGGUCUCCCCGGAGCUGCAGAGAACAGUCAGCGGUCUGUGCAAGACGAGCGAGCAGGUCCUGGCUGUGCUGGGUGACUUCAGAGCGAACCUGCUGAGCAAGUUGGACACAGAAAGAGUGAACGUGAUGCUGGACCUUGAGACAGCAAGCCCAUACCUGACCAUCUCAAGUGACUGCAGAACCCUGCAGAUAGCAGAAGGACAGCAAAACCUCCCCGACACCCCCAAGAGGUUCACGGGCAGUGCCAGCGUGCUGGGAUCUCAGGGCUUCACAGCUGGGAGGCACUACUGGGAGCUGGAGGUCGGGGAUGGGAACAACUGGGCCGUGGGGGUGGCCCUGGAGUCCGUGGAGAGGAAGGAGUCACUCAUGAUGGCCAUGGGGAAGAUCUGGGCCCUGCGGAUGGACUGGGACCGCAGCUACACGGCACUGACCAUGCCACCUGCCCCGCUGAGCCUGCAGGAAGAGCCCCGGCGCAUCAGGGUCCACCUGGACUACGAGGCCGGGCAAGUGACCUUCUACAACACUGACAACAUGCGACAGAUCCUGCAGUUCAAGGUCUCCUUCAGCGAGAAGGUCUUCCCGUUCUUCUGGCUUUGGGUGCCAGGAACCUACAUCAAGCUGUGUUCCUGAUGGAGUCGGUCACCUCCUGGUCCCCUGCCCGUGCCCUGGGCUAAUGAGGAUGGGGAUGGCACAGCAUAGCUGCAAACUCACUGCACCUCUGCCCUGGACGUUGCUGCAUCUCCUCCUGCUGAGUCCUUUGGAGCAUUAAAGAUCAUAGAAUUAUAGGA
Molecule: messenger RNA, 2884 nt
Organism: Numida meleagris (helmeted guineafowl)
Lineage: Eukaryota; Metazoa; Chordata; Aves; Galliformes; Numididae
Product: tripartite motif-containing protein 7-like
Exons: 7
Coding region: 1305-2726 (473 amino acids)
Molecular function (GO): zinc ion binding; protein binding
Source: RefSeq, a predicted model, not a curated record